Symbiodinium pilosum is the source of this 1794-nucleotide messenger RNA. Lineage: Eukaryota; Dinophyceae; Suessiales; Symbiodiniaceae. The record is from the annotation of a GenBank genome assembly.
AUGCUGGAUAAGAUUGUGCAGUGCGUAUCUUCUCGCAAUUGCCUCAAUAACACCAGCCGAGUCCAUCUAUUUGGCGUUGGCGUGGAGGGUGGCCAGGCAAGCCUUCCAAAUGCCAUAUGUGGACCCGUUGGCGGAUCCGACCCCGCAAGUGCUCCUACCGCUGGCGGUUCACAAGCAACAGUGAUGGCAAGCCCAGCAAAGAGGGUCAAGUUCUCAUCAGUGAUCGACCAGCUGGACGAAACAGAGACCAAUACAAUGUCCCAGAAGGAGCUGGACCAGGCGUAUGCGAAUCACAUAGAAAUCAAAGGAGCGGAGCCCCCAUCAGAGGCGGAGCCUACUUCGGAUCAGAUAGCCGCGCUCAAGCAGAGGGUGGUAGACAGAAUCUUCAGUGUGCUAACGCCCUUUGGAAGGAGGCUGCAGAAACAGAUGAAGGCCAGAUCUUGGGUUUUGCAGUCAGACGGUACGUUCAAAGGCCUCGACAUCCCGGGCCCUCCCAGCUUCGACGCAUGGGCGGCGCGCUGGAAAGUCUACAGGUCAGCCCUCUUCGUGCUCAGGUAUCCUCCAGAUGCUCCCGGGCAGAAUCCAAAACAAGUUGUGACCGCAGCUGCCUUAAAGGAAUACUCGGAUCGCAUUUCAAAACUGAUUGCGGAGUUUCCCGAGACAUGGCACUUGGUGAUGCAGUCCGAGGAUCGUUGCCGUGGAGAAAUGUUCGAGAGAUACCGGAGGCAAGCGGCAACAGGGCGACUUCCCAUGGCCAUCGAUUUCGAUGGUGCAACCCCCCUGGACUGGUUCAUGUCCCAGCAAAAGGCCGAGGAUGUCAAUGUGCCGAGCGGAUCCAAGCAGGCUUUGGCAAACGACUUGGGCAAUCCCGAGGUGCAAAACGGAGGCGGAGCCAAAAGGAGAAGAUGGCUCAGAUUAAGCGCGCUGCAAGCCCAGAGUGUGACGCAAAGGGUAGAAGUGGGACAUCCGAAGAAGUGGGGCAACAUGUAUGUCUCUAACCAAGAUGGCAAGGAGCUCUGCUUUCGUUUUUCAAAGGGCGGCCCAAACGCUUGCCGGGAGCCGUGCAAGGAUGGACGAAUCCAAGGGUGCCAAUACUGCCUGGGAAAGCACCCAAACUCACAGUAUACAUCACCCCUUGCUCAACAGGCCAAAGGAGACGGGCAGCAAGGGGCCGGGGAAGGGCAAGUGACAGGACCAAGUCGGCCUGACGCUGGGCCCGUCUCAGGUCAUGCUGGUUUCUCGAAAGCAGUGAAGGAUGUUGCUGGAGAUGUGGCCGAAGUGAUGGAACCGCUGGCCAAAGAAGCGGUCAAACGAGUGGACCGCACUCACUUGGCGUUCAUGUGCAAAUCCUUCACUCUUGCGAGAAGGACAGACAGUCACGGGGCGGUGGACAUCAUCAGGUCAGACCGGCAUCCGUUGGGAUGGGGGCAUCCGCUGGCGGAGCAGGUCAACAAGCUCGCGGAAAGGGUGGCGGCCUUGCGUCAUAUCAUCCUGGAGGCGGGGGGCUCCUUCUCUCUGGAACAUCCGUGGGAUUCGUUUGCCUGGGACCAUCCGGCUCUUCGGAAGAUCCUCAAAGUGGACGCGGUACUCCUCAACCAGUGUGCGUAUGGAGCAGAGUCAGUAAAACCCACUGCCAUUGUUUCAAAUGCCAGGUGGAUUCUCACAGUAAAGGGGAUGUGCAAGGAGGUGGCCCCGCAUUACCACCUCAAGCGCGGGCUCACUGGCAAGGUCUUCGAUCCCAAUGUCACCAAAGUUCUGGAUGCCAUGGUUUUGAGUUUUGACCCCCACGUCUGA